ACGAAUUGAAAACGUUUUAUGUGUGCAGUGGCAGUGGCUAAAAAACUAAUUAAGUGAACUGAUGAUAAAUAAGCAUGGCUGACUAGCCGUGCGCAUGCUGGCUUGUUAACAUGGCGUAUACGCAACGUGCAAUUGCAACUGCAGGUGUAAUCAAUUCGAGUCAAUUAAGGAAUACACGCAUCGGCUAACAAUAUAAUUGAAAUUUUGCGCCACCAGCUGCACAACUAAUUAGCUUAAUAAAGAACUUAAAGCCAGCAACAUGUCCGAGUAUCGCUUUAUCUCGAUCACCGACUACCAAUUCACUACAAAUCGCUCGCAGAACCUAAUCAAUCUGCCCAUCACGCCAUACUAUGCUGCUGCCCAGACGCAGCUGCUGGAGGAGGAGUCCAAGACGGCGCUCAACAUUCCAUACACAGUCUUCGAAAUACUUGUGGCCAUUGUGAGCAUCAUUGGCAAUCUAAUGGUCAUCAUUGUUUUCCAGCGCGAGCGCAAGCUGCGUCGCCGCACCAACUACUAUAUAGUAUCGCUAGCUAUAGCUGAUUUUCUGGUUGGCUCACUGGGCGUGCCCUUUGCCAUACUGGCCUCCGUCGGACUGCCCACCAAUUUGCAUGCCUGCCUCUUUACCGUCUCGCUGCUCGUCGUGCUCUGCACCAUUUCAAUAUUCUGCCUGGUGGCCGUGUCCGUGGAUCGCUACUGGGCCAUACUCUAUCCCAUGGCGUACUCGCGCAACGUGCGCACUCGCACAGCCAUUGUUAUAAUAUCUGUUUGCUGGGUGGCUGGCGCUAUUGUGGGCUUUCUGCCGCUCUUUGGUUGGCAUGCAGAUGUGCCGCAUGAUCAGGAGUGUCUCUUUGUCGAAGUCAUGGACUACAACUAUCUGGUGUUUCUCUACUUUGCCACCAUCAUUACGCCAGCGCUGCUCAUGCUGGCAUUCUAUACGCAUAUCUAUCGUGUAAUCAUUAAACAGGUGCGUCAAAUAGUUACUAUGAAUCCUGCUUCGGAUCUGAGUCGACGCUCCUCUACGGCGCAAAUACAUGCCACCACACCUGGACGUGCUGGUCAUACGGGCACCAUGCUGCGUGUCCUUGGCGCUGCACGCAAGCGCGAUGUCAAGGCCACGCAGAAUUUAUCAAUCAUAGUGCUGUUCUUCAUGAUCUGCUGGAUACCGCUGUACACCAUAAACUGCGUCAAGGCCUUUUGUCCGGACUGCUAUGUGCAUCCCAAGCUGACGCUCUUCUGCAUUAUACUCUCGCAUCUCAACUCGGCAGUCAAUCCUGUGCUAUAUGCUUAUCAUUUGAAAGACUUUCGCUUGGCGCUAAAGAAUCUAAUGCUGCGUUUAAUGGGCGUGGAUAUUGAUCAGCAGGCGGAGGCUAUACAUCGCUUCUCAGUGGCCAGCCAGCAUCGGCUGCACUCCAUGGACUCCAAUAUGCGCAAUUCCACGCACACGCGCAUGUAUGUGGAUUCACCCAUUUGGCUGCGACAGCAGCAGGAGGCGCUGAAGAACUCGCAGCUGCUGCCCAAGUGCGGCGUGCUGACUCCUUGCGUGAACAGCAUCAACCAAACUGUCGCCGCUGCUGUAGGCGCCACCACGGACAUUGAGCGCGACAUGUGGAACAUUGUGGAGGCCAGCAGCGGCGCCGAGAUGGGCGAAGUAAGCUAUGAGUUUCCAAGCGCCAAGCUGGCGGAGAGCGAUCAUGACAGCAGCCUUUCGGUAUCGGUGCCUGCAACAGCGCAGCCGCCAGCGCAGUCGCAACGCUGCGACAGCGUUUACUCAUAUGAUAAUCAUAACUACUCUACGGGUCCAGAGGAUGGCUUAAGCUUGCCCGAGGAUGCCGAGUAUGAGGAUGUCUUUGUACCUCAAUGCAGUAGCAAUAGAAAUCAAGGCGUCGAUCCUGUUGAGCUGCGUCGCUCCUUGGCUUGUGUCAUGCGUGAAAAGCUGCGCUCCGAUGACACCGACUACUUUAGUCAGCAGCGUGUGCUGCAUGAGAGCAACAGUGAAGACAUUGUGGCACCAUUGCCACAUAGCAAUGAGCAGAGCAAACCCUGCACCACACGCACCUCACCCAGCAAUGGACUGUUGCCGCAGCAACUGCGCUCCAAGCUGCUGGCAGGCAACUCCAGCAGCGAUCACUGCCUGCCGCAGCCGAAUGCCGUCUAUGUGAUUGAUGGCGCCUCGCAGCCACUGCGGCCUGGUCAUAAGCCCAAGUAUCGCAAGUCCACAGCGCUGACACGUAACUCACGCAAGAAGAGUCGCUCCUGCUCCUGCACCAAUGAACAAAGGCACGCCGAAGGCAACAACAUCACAGCAACAGCAACUCCAGCAGCAGCAGCAGCAACAACAGCUGCUCACAAUAACAAUAAUCUCAACCAUGAUGGCUUCUUUAGUCCCUUGAAAUCAAUGGGCAACUUUAUGCAGCAUUCCAAUCUCUUUAAUAUUUUCCAGCCACAUGCAGCAACAGUUGCUGCCAUUGCAACAGCAACUGCAGCAACAGCAGCAACUGAUGCACCGCACAUCUUAGUGCAUCGCAAUUCGGAGCCGCUGGUGCCCACGUCAGCGUCCUCGUCCUCAUCCCUAGUCGCCGGCAGCAUAGAGAGUUGACCGCGCAGCAAACGGCCGGCUGAAGUCUAGGCAAAAAAUACUCGCAAGUCAAAGCUUUUAUUUUAAGUCGUUAGCACGAGUUUUAGUAUUUAAAUUUAUAUAUUUUAAUUUGAUAAACUUAAUGCUUAGCAAACGCUUGACGCAUACACAGUCCCAGCCGAAUUAGCAAAUUAUGUGCAUUUAUUUUGUAUAUAAUUAAAGAACUUAGUCAAUUGUUUAAAUAGA
Molecule: messenger RNA, 2821 nt
Organism: Drosophila busckii
Lineage: Eukaryota; Metazoa; Arthropoda; Insecta; Diptera; Drosophilidae
Gene: AdoR
Exons: 5
Coding region: 260-2596 (778 amino acids)
Biological process (GO): adenylate cyclase-activating G protein-coupled receptor signaling pathway; G protein-coupled adenosine receptor signaling pathway
Cellular component (GO): membrane
Molecular function (GO): G protein-coupled receptor activity
Source: RefSeq, a predicted model, not a curated record